GUUGCCGUACAACAACAGAAAUGGCGUCUUCCCAGGAUGUCCACGUCCGUAUUUGUGGACAAGAAAUAAUCAAAUAUGAUCUCGAAAUUAAAGCUCUCAUUCAGGACAUUAGAGAAUGUCCGGGGCCACAAAGUGUGCUGAUGGAUUUCAACUCCAAAGUAAAAGAGAAAUUAAAUCAACUGCGACUGAGAAUCCAGAAUAUGGAACAAAUGGCUAAGGAACAAGACAGAGAGACAGACAAACAAGCCAUCCUGAGUGAGACAGAGAGUCAUCGCAGACAGAAUCUGAGUAACCAGACAGCUUGGAGGAAGGCAAACUUGGCAUGUAAACUGUCCAUUGACAACCUUGAGAAAGAUCAACUUCUGAAUGGUGGAGACUCUACUGUGAGACAGCGGAAGGCAACUAAGGAGAGUCUGGUCCAGACGUCUGGUGACAUCACAGAGAGCCUGAUGAGCAUCAGUCGUAUGAUGGCCCAGUCGGUGUCUCAGAGCGAGGAGACCAUCGGCACUCUGGUAAGAAACUGCUAGCUGAAACAGAACAGAAACAGAACUUCGGGGGUACAGAAAUCGGCAGAUCGCCCUCUAGCCACGAAAGUAAGAAUUGCUGAAAAUGCAGUCGAGGAGAAUAUUUUGUUUCCAUAGAGGCCUUUUUCCCUUUAUUCAGAUUACAACUGCUCACUUUGGGUUGUUUGAAAACAGAAUCAUCUCCAAAAUAUAGUUCUUUUUUAAACAAGCCUUAGAAAGUUGGUUGCAAUUUUAGUUUAAUCCACCUGAAAAAAACUGAACAAAUAUUGUAGUUAAACUCAAAUAUACUAAUUGAUAAAAAUAACGUAUUUUUCGAUAAAAAUAAAAAAAAGUAUAAUUUUUGUAAAUUAUAUCAUAAACAGGACUGGUGGAGUUAUGUCACAUAUGCAGCUAACAUGGACAUAUGUAAAUGUCUGCUCUACCCAAAAUUACAACCUAGCAUUACCACAAAAAAAGGAAGAGGCAAGUGGAAGGGCGAAAAAGUAAUGAACUUGUCUGCCGGCCCUGCAUUAAAGACCAAAAAUGGUUAAAGAAAAUUGUGAUAAAUAAAAACAUAUACCAAUUUAAUUUAAGGACUAAAAAAUGGACAGCUGUGGCAUAUAAAUUGCUAAAUAGUUGGGAAGAGAUUUUCGAUGUACCUAUUCCAUGGCACAUGGUUUAUGAAUUGACACGCAAAACAACGCCGGAUUCAAAACUUCAAAUUUUUCAAUUUAAAUGAUUAUACAACAUUUUUGUAAUUAAUAGAAUGUUAUAUCAUUUAUUUAUUUUGGUACUGUCCAUAUGUAGCUCGUUUUUGGUCACAGGUCCAAGAAUGGCUGAAGAAUUGCAACAUUUGCCUAGAACUAACGCUGCAGAUAGCAAUACUGGGUGAUUUGAAAGUCAUAGUCAAUCAAUAAAAUAAUUAUUAUUUGAGCAAAAAAAUUGUAGAAGCUAUGAGAAUAGAAAUGUUUAGUACUUCUGUGAAGCAUCACAGCACAGUUGAAACAUAUAUGGCAAAUAGAAAUCCAAAAUGGAUGGUGUUAAGAGAUGGAUGGGAGGGGUUGAAUGGAGCUGAAGGGUGGAACUAAUAACAAGAUAACCAAUGUAAAACAUACGGGGUCUUUAAAAUGUAUAUAGGUUCAGAAAUGUUGUUAAAUAGCACAGUUACAAAUAGAAAUCAAACUGGAUGGACAUCAGAAAUAGAGGAAGGACUAAAAACAAACUAAAUAUAACUAUUGUAAAAUGUGUAUAAACUGAAGGUAGAAGCCUAAGUGUUAUUGUUUAUUCGUUUACUCCAAUUGGGGGAGGGGUGGUAGGGUUUGCAGGGAAUAAUGAAGGUAUAUUCUUUAAAAAAAGUAUAUAUAUGUUUGUAUGAAUGUUUAUGUGUAUGUAUGUACAGUUGAAAUUUACAUACACUUAGGUUGGAGUCAUUAAAACUAUUUUUUCAACCACUCCACAAAUUUCUUGUUAAGAAACUGUAGUUUUUGCAAGUCGGUUAGGACAUCUACUUUGUGCAUGACAAGUAAUUUUUCCAACAAUUGUUUACAGAUAGAUUAAUUCACUGUAUCACUAUUCCAGUGGGUCAGAAGUUUACAUACACUAAGUUGACUGUGCCUUUUAAACAACUUGGAAAAUUCAAAAAAUUAUGUCAUGGCUUUAGAAGCUUCUGAUAGGCUAAUUGACAUAAUUUGAGUCAAUUGGAGGUGUACCUGUGGAUGUAUUUUAAGGCCUACCUUCAAACUCAGUGCUUCUUUGCUUGACAUCAUGGGAAAAUUAAAAAUCAGGCAAGACCCCAGAAAACAAAUUGUGGACCUCCACAAGUCUGGUUCAUCCUUGGGAGCCAUUUCCAUACGCCUGAAGGUACCACGUUCAUCUGUACAAACAAUAGUAUGAAAGUAUAAACACCAUGGGACCACACAGCCAUCAUACCGUUCAGGAAGGAGACACGUUCUGUCUCCUAGAGAUGAACGUACUUUGGUGCGAAAAGUGCAAAUCAAUCCCAGAACAGCAGCAAAUGACGUUGUGAAGAUGCUGGAGGAAACGGGUACAAAAGUAUCUAUAUCCACAGUAAAACGAGUCCUAUAUCAACACAAUCUGAAAGGCUGCUCAGCAAGGAAGAAGCCAAUGCUCCAAAACCACCAUUAAAAAAGCCAGACUACGGUUUGCAACUGCACAUGGGGACAACGAUCGUACUUUUUGGAGAAAUGUCCUCUGGUCUGAUGAAAUAAAAAUAGAACUGUUUGCCCAUAAUGACCAUCGUUAUGUUUGGAGGAAAAAGGGGGAGGCUUGCAAGCCAAAGAACAGCAUCCCAACCGUGAAGCACGGGGGUGGAAGCAUCAUGUUUUGGGGGUGCUUUGCUGCAGGAGGGACUGGUGCACUUCACAAAAUAGAUGACAUGAUGAGGGAGGAACAUUAUGUGGAUAUAUUGAAGCAACAUCAGUCAGGAAGUUAAAGCUAGGUCGCAAAUGGGUCUUCCAAAUGGACAAUGACCCCAAGCAUACUUCCAAAGUUGUGGCAAAAUGGCUUAAGGACAUUAAUUUCAAGUAUUGGAGUGGGCGUCACACAGCCCUGACCUCAAUCCUAUAGAAAAUGUGUGGGCAGAACUGAAAGUGUGUGCGAGCAAGGAGGCCUACACACCUGGCUCAGUUACUCUAGCUCUGUCAGGAGGAAGGGGCCAAAAUUCACCCAACUUAUUGUUCACCCAACUUAUUGAGGGAAACUAAAAAAGCCUGUGGAUACUAUUCGAUUAGAAAGGUUCAAAAUUCAUGUAAACCAUCACAGCACAAUUUGAAAAUAUAUGGCACAUGGAAACAAAACGAGGGUGGUCUAUGUUGAUGGGCGGAGAGUGCCUAAGGGGUGGGAUUAAAGAGUUUGUUUGAUUAUGUGAUUGCUUUAUAUAAAAGUACCAUGUAUGUAGCAGAAAAGCUGUAAAAAUGUGCGCUGUAAAGAAUAAAGAUGUCCUCCGAAGAGGUGGAUGAAUUAGUAAAUAAAUAAAUAAACGUGACGCAGUGUGUAAAUGAUAACACAUUACUGCAGGAAAUGUAUUAAUAUGCUGGAAUUAUAUAAUUAACUAUGCAAAUGAGCAAAAGCUGUGUGCAUUAAGGAAAUAGACACCUGGCUCAAAUAAGCACCUGUUGUGUUCAGUGAUUUCAGCAAAUAAACGCCCAAGCUAUUAUUGAAAUUUUA
Salvelinus fontinalis (brook trout) is the source of this 3689-nucleotide messenger RNA. RefSeq names its product vesicle transport protein SEC20-like. The record is from RefSeq and is a predicted model, not a curated record. The coding region runs from base 21 to 527 and encodes 168 amino acids. Gene Ontology annotation, molecular function: SNAP receptor activity. Lineage: Eukaryota; Metazoa; Chordata; Actinopteri; Salmoniformes; Salmonidae. Gene Ontology annotation, cellular component: SNARE complex; endoplasmic reticulum. Gene Ontology annotation, biological process: retrograde vesicle-mediated transport, Golgi to endoplasmic reticulum. The transcript has 6 exons.